CCUCCCUGCUUUUGCCUGGCUCUCCUCUUCCUCUCUCUGGCUCAGAGAGGAGGAGCCUGGCCCAGACUGGCCUGCCUUGCUGCCAGCCAUUCCAGGGAGCCACCGGGGCCCUCCUCCUCCUCCUCCUGGGCUCCCCAGCCCCUGCCUUUGUUGCUGCUGCCAAGCCCCUGCGCACCGGUGGAACCCAGGGCGGCGUCGUUCGUUCCAAAGAGGCUUCCAUGGCUACUGUCGUUCCCCGGACGGUCUCUCACGGUACGGAUGUGUUCGCCACUCGCCACGGUUCCUUUGUUGUUCGCUCAGACCUUGGAUGCUUCCUUCAAGCCCUUGACUUCUCCUCCGGACAGGACCUCAAGGUGUGGGAUCUCCAUCCAGCCUGCCGUGGCAGGGACCACUAUGUGGGAGACCCCACCAGUUCCGCCAUCUACCUCCUCAAUGGGGACUCCUUUUGCAAAGUGAUGGACUUGAACUCAGAGCCUCCCUCUAGUGCCCUGCCUUUGCACCCCAGCUGCCAGGGAGGCGACCAUUACGCCUCAUGCGAAGGCCGUUUCUUCAUCUUUUUCCUCCGGCGUGGCAUUGUCCUCUCGGUGGCUGACUUGGCCACCGCAGCCAUGGCUAAGGAAGUCUCCUUGGAGUGCCCCUUUGUGGAUGGACUAUAUUAUUAUGGUGCCACCACCACCCAGCUUGCUUGCUUCAGAAUGGAAGAGAACUAUCUUCGUGGGCACCUCUUGGCUACCACGACAGGACACAAGGAACCCUUCUCCAUCCACCCAGACGUGGUUUCUUUCCUCCCUGGAGGCCUAGCUCUCACCCACGGGCCGGCUUUCGGCACAUGGGAGUGUAUCAAACUGAUCUCCAAUGCCACAGACCUACCGAUGCCCAGCAGCCAUGACAUCACCCGCAGGGUAGGCUAUGCCAAGUCAGCAUUUGGCAAAAAGUACCACGCUUGCGGAUCUGUCGAUUCAGAGUCCUUGGCCAUCUCCCUUCUCCAAUCCCAAUUCUCCCUCCCUGCCAUUUACGGCGGGAUGGGAGUACAGACCGAACAAGAGGAAUGGGAGGCAGUGGCAGAAGAAGGAGAGCCUCUGCGAGUGAUUUUGCAACCCAGGCAGAAGCUCUACUGGUGGCAUUACCAGCUAGGCUUAGGCAAAGAUGCCAUCUUCUUUUGCCGGGCACUGAAGGUCACCCGCAGUCCCUCCCCACCUACCCAUAUACCCCUGCCAUUGGUCAAUGCCUGACAUGAGGACUGAGUGGGGAAAAAGUAAUCUGUUUGUAUCCUGGAAUAAGUUAAAAUAAAAAGAUUCAAACUUCCCUUAA
Messenger RNA from Sceloporus undulatus (fence lizard), 1311 nucleotides. RefSeq lists its product as uncharacterized. The record is from RefSeq and is a predicted model, not a curated record. Bases 219 to 1232 code for a protein of 337 amino acids. NCBI's taxonomy places the organism in Eukaryota, Metazoa, Chordata, Lepidosauria, Squamata, Phrynosomatidae. The transcript has 2 exons.